This is a messenger RNA of Caenorhabditis elegans, 856 nucleotides long. RefSeq names its product Cytochrome c oxidase subunit 4 (gene cox-4). Gene Ontology annotation, biological process: oxidative phosphorylation; mitochondrial electron transport, cytochrome c to oxygen. Gene Ontology annotation, cellular component: respiratory chain complex IV; mitochondrial inner membrane. The transcript is spliced from 3 exons. The record is from RefSeq and is marked reviewed. The coding region runs from base 18 to 545 and encodes 175 amino acids. NCBI's taxonomy places the organism in Eukaryota, Metazoa, Nematoda, Chromadorea, Rhabditida, Rhabditidae.
GUAUGUUGGCUCGUCAAAUGAUGCUGCCACGUUUGGCUCUCCGCGCAGUGCACACCACCGCCCGUCUGUCCGGAGGACAGGAAUUCUACUGGGGACCCGAUAAGGCCGCUGGACGCGAGCUCGUCGGAUACGGAGCAAAUGGAGAUAACAUCUACCAAGAUCGUCUCGACUACUGGUAUCCAGCUAUUCGAUUCCGCAAGGAGGACAGUGUGAUUGCCCCAAUUCGCGCCAAGGAGCAAGCCGACUGGAAGAACUUGUCUGCUGAGGAGAAGAAGCUCUUGUACCGCUACAGCUUCCGUCAAACGCUGUCCGAAUUCGAGGCUCCAACCGGAUACUGGAAGGUGAUCUCCGCCGUUAUCCUCUCCGUGCUCGGACUUUGCACCUAUUAUGCUGUUCUUCUCAACGUCUGCGUGUACCCAGAACUGCCGCCAACCUUCCAGAACGAGUACAAGGAGGCUCAGGUUGAGCGUGCGCUUGUGCUCGAGAAGGGACAAUUCCUCGGUGCACCGACACACUACGAUUACGAGAACAAGAAGUGGAAGUAAAAUAUAGAGAUUCAGCAGAAAUAAAAUAAAAUUUUUUUGUAGCUUCUUUCUCGUUUUUAUAAUUCUCUCUUGGUUGUCGUCGCUCCCCCCGCCCCAUCACUCUCUCGUCAAACAUUCAAGCUUACCUUCUUCUUCAUCGCCCCAACCCUCAUCUGAAACCUAGAUAAGCUGUAAAUCUCUCCUAGCGGUCGAACGCACUGACCAAUUCUUUCGUCUCCCCCAAUUUUUUCUUCAAAUUUUCCAAGUGGUUCGGCUUCUUGAGAGAUGGGCUGCCCUGUAAACCAGAAAUAAAUAGAUUGAAUGUUGCUGUU